Molecule: messenger RNA, 2307 nt
Organism: Phytophthora nicotianae INRA-310
Lineage: Eukaryota; Oomycota; Peronosporomycetes; Peronosporales; Peronosporaceae
Exons: 1
Coding region: 1-2307 (768 amino acids)
Molecular function (GO): protein binding
Source: RefSeq, a predicted model, not a curated record
AUGAGUGGCAAUGGAGUUGAAGCAGCCUCUAAAGCGACUUCCGAUGUCGUCGACACCGAAUCUGAUGCCAUGUAUCAGGUACGCCUCAUCCAUAACUGGCCACCGCAGACGUCUGUGCUGCUGGAUAAAACUCUCGUCUCGUCGUUCUACGGUUUGCAACUCGAGCUCCGAGGCAACAUCAAAGACCGGACGGACUCUCAGAGCCCGAUCACAUUAUUCAACGAUGGCCAGACUGUAUCGAAAGCCGGAGAGAUCAGAAAACCAACUUCCUCGCCGCUGCACUUUGGUAACAGCUUGGCAUCUUCGUCGGCGCUACUUGAAUCAUUGGAUAAUAUCACAGGCCCAUUCGAAUUGGUUGUCAUCGGUAAGGUAGCCAUUCCAGCACCUGAUGAUUCAUCUAUAGAUGAAGACACACGGGCCGCUCUACAGCAAAUGUCGAGCGUGCAAGUUGAAAACACCUUGUUAGAGAUCAAUGGUGAGCGAUUUUUGGUCGAUAGGGGUGCCAGUGGAGCUGAUAUUUAUCGUCGUCUGUGGAUUGUGGCAUCACGGGCAUCUCUUGCCUCACCGCUCGAGCUGACAUUUCGUCGGCACAAUCUCGCUCAAGUAUCAGCCAAAAUCGUGCCGUUCGCGCGGCGAAAAGAUGUUCAGGAUGCUCAAAUCGCGCAAUUGGCAAAACUUGCCGCUGAGGAGGCUGCUCUACCGAUUAAUAUUCGUCGCAAAAAGCUUUUCCUCAUACAACAAUUGGAUUUUGAACGUGAACACUACUUGGUGGCUUAUCUAAGCGAGCCACUUCAAGAGCUACACACACGAAUCAUGGAUAGUUGUCAGUGGCAAAUUUACGAAUUUGGCAAAACGCUUUGGUAUUUCCACGCACCAACAGCGCGUUUGUGCGCUCAACAUCCACUGCGAAACCAUCCAGAGGCUCGUGAACUCAUCGAACGAGUGCAACAGCAAGUUCAGCAGGCAGUUCGCAAGCUUCAACGGAAAACUCGAUCGCACCAGCGUCGGCAACGCCUGAUGCGCUUAAUCCAGGCCGAAAUGCGUCGACGAGAAGAAGAAAAACGCAAGGAGCGAGAACUGCAACGCGCAGUGCUUCGAAUCCAACACCGGAUACGAGCAUAUCAACGUCGGAAACGUUAUUUAGUCAUAAUUCAAGCGGAAAAGAUACGGCUGAAACAAAUUCGGCGACAGCAACAGCUAGCAGAAGAACGGCAGCGUGAAGAGCAACGAAUUGAGGAAAAACGGCAACUUGAGGCAAUGAAACUGGAGCAACAGCGAUUGCAACAGGAACUUGGCGAACUGAAAUUGGAGUUGCAACAAUUGAAAUUGCUCAAAGAGACUAGAACGCCAAUACGGGAUACACAAUCCAGUGUCAAUGACGAGGUCAGAGCCAUCGAAAAGAUGCGGCAAGAAGAGCAACGAAUAUUGCAACAACGACUUGAAAAACUUGAGCAGGAAUUUCGGAAUCGGAAAGAGGUCAAAACAGUUGUGGAAAGAGAAACGCAAACCAGUUCCAGAAGCGAAAAUGAUGCGAUCGAGCAUCUGAGAAUUGCAGAGCAGCUACGUGCUCGGCGGGCUAUCGAGGAAUUGGAACUGAAGCUGCAAUGUCAACACGCAAAAGUUUUCACAGAAUCAGUCACACAAACUAGUGGUCGAAGAGGUAGCAACUUACGAGAUAAAGGCGUCGAUACGGGGGAAGACCUGGAGUGGCAACGCUAUUUGACAUUAUUGAGAGUGAGCAUUAAGAAUAAGAAGAAAAUGUCUUCCCCCACAAGCCGACAUACGCAGACUGAGACUGUCGAUGGUGGGAACACCCUUGCCGCUUCAUCAAUUCUUCGAACGCCGCAAAAUGCAAUCUCCUUCUCGUCUCGCCAAUUGAAUGGAGAAUGGAAGGGAUUACCGUCAAGGCAACAACGCAACGGCGGAUGGUCCAGCAAUAACGCCUGCAGUCAUCUCACUCUAAAGAGCAGUCCAAGGCAGUUUAAUGAGUUUGAUGUAUUGGCACCGCCAACUCGUACAUUCGAGUCGUUCUUCGCUCCAGAUUUAGUGACAAGCAAGCAACCUCCUCCACCGCUCGUUGAGCAGACGUGGAGACAGGGUUCCACCUUUUUGCCGGUAAAUGCCAGUCGUAAGUUGUCGGACGUAACUCCUGGUCAUCAGGUGCAACAGCAGGAGUACCGAGAGCCAAUCCGGCCGAUCCGCACAACGGGGAAUUAUCCUUUUACGCAGCAUUCUCCAGUCUCCGCCUCAACAAAUCCAACGAAACUUCCAUACAUAACGCGAAGGCAUAAAAAGUUUGCCUUAUAG